AUGGCGUGUCGAAACGUGAUGUCCUUCAACAUCCUCAUCGGCGGCCUCAUCCACAACGGGGACAUCAACGCUGCCCGCAAGCUGUUCGAUGAAAUGCCAGAGAGGAACCUCGCUACCUGGAAUGCCAUGAUUGCCGGGCUAGCUCACUUCGAGCUCGACAAGGAGGGACUCGAGUGCUUCCUGAAGUCGAGGAGGGAGGGCCUGCGUCCCGAUGAGUUUGGUUUGGGGAGCACCUUGCGAUGCUGCGCCAGAUUGAAGGAUGCAGGUUCUGGUCGCCGAAUCCAUGCCUUCGUGGUUAUCAAUGGGUUUGAGCAGGACAUGUGUGUUGGGAGCUCUCUAGCUCACAUGUACAUGAGAAGUGGUCAUCUUGAAGAAGGAGAAAGGGUUCUGAGAGGAUUGCCUUUCCUCAAUGUGGUCUCUUGCCAUACUGUGAUUGCAGGAAGAGCACAAAAUGGGGACCCUGAAGGGGCCUUCCACCAUUUCAUCCUCAUGAAGAAUGUCGGAUUGUUGUCAGACCAUGUGCUGGUCUUAGUGCUGCAGCAGGGCCUAUUGGUAGAGUCUUGGAAGCAGAUCCAAGAGCUGGAGAUAAAGGGUCAGGCAUGUGUUACACUUACAGUUGUAGCAAAGGUACAAAUUGCUAGUGAACAUUGA
Messenger RNA from Zingiber officinale, 651 nucleotides. RefSeq names its product pentatricopeptide repeat-containing protein At2g41080-like. Bases 1 to 651 code for a protein of 216 amino acids. Gene Ontology annotation, molecular function: protein binding; RNA binding. The record is from RefSeq and is a predicted model, not a curated record. The transcript is spliced from 3 exons. NCBI's taxonomy places the organism in Eukaryota, Viridiplantae, Streptophyta, Magnoliopsida, Zingiberales, Zingiberaceae. Gene Ontology annotation, biological process: RNA modification.